CCAAUUCUCAGUUGUCAUUUUUGUACAAAGAAACAUAUAUAUAUUUUUUUUUCAAGAACAUUAUCAACUUAAAGAUGCAAGAAGACGCAUGCCAGCAAGUCAUAGCCCGCAAUGUGCCUCUGUUAGUGCGACUGCUAUUGGAUUCCCCCAUCGAUGACGGGAAAAAGGAUGUUGGAAUUGAAUGUAAGAUUGACUCGGCCACCUUCGAGAGUUGCCUCAACUAUGCCCAGAACUACCUAGCCCAUUCUGACCACGAGGAGUGCAGUCCGGAGGGCGUGUGGAUUAACAUGAAUCACUUUUUAGAGCGCUUUCGCAGCGAAAGGUUAGCUGAAUUCGGGAAAACAUUCCAGCAGCUGGCCAAUGUGGUGCUAAACCAUCCAAUUUGUCAGAACCACAUCCAGCCCAAUCUUCAGUGGCGUUUGAUGGACUUUUUGCUUCACGUGAAUUACAAGGCCUUUCAUGAGGUUCAUCGGAACUAUCAUGAAAUGGAGCAAAAGCGAAAGAAUAUCCUGGAGGCCGUCACUAUGGCCACUGAAUCUUCGGAUGUUGUUCGCGAGGAACUGAGAAAAGCAAAGGUAUCAUUGGCUGUGAUAGCGCGUCAAGAUACUGGGAAACAUAUUAGCCCAUCUAGUAGCCAGCACCUUUGCAAAGCAGAAAUUAAGUCAACAGCGGAAAUUCUUCCCAUUAAUUUUCCUUCUGCCAAAGAGGAACAAUCUGAUUCAGUGGAACUCCCGGAACAAACCUACUCUACCUAUGUUAAACCUCAAUCUAACAAGAUCCAAGUCAAAGACAAGUUUGUCAUGAAAGAUGCCAGGUUGGAGCUGGAACUGAAUCUCACUCAGGAUGAGUCUGCGGCAGAAAAGGCCUCACAGGUAACUUGCUUUCGGGAAGACAAUGAUCUGCUCUCCAGGAUUAAAACACCUUGGUGGCAUGUUGAUGUCCAUGUCUACCAUCAGCCGCGAAUUUUGGCCAGCAGUUUCACUCGGGGCUACGGUGACUUUUUAAUUUAUCAGCUCAGGGAAUGCCACAAUUCGUUGAGAAGGACAAGUGAGGAGCACCAGCUGUUGAACGAACUGGUUAUCUUCUUCUUUACAAACCCAAACGAUAGUCAUUUGGAUAUGUUGAAUGAGAAAAUGGAAUUGCAGAUAAGCGAACCUUCCACUUGUGCAUUAAGGCACUUACUGGAGGGUCCACACUUGGAUCGGGUUGUUAGUUUAGUGAAGAAAAUGAUUUACCUAAGGGAGAUGAUUGAAACUCAUGCCAUUAAAAGGAUAAGUGGUGAUCGCGUGGAGACCCUAACCUUUCUCAGUAUAUCUCUACGGCGGCUUCUUCGUCCUGUGAUGGAGUUUCUGGUUUACUACGAGAGGCGUUUGACGAGAGGUACUGAAACUCCUACCCUGCAGCACUUUAUAGAGACCACAAAAGAGCCUUUGCAAAGGAUAAGUUUGCUGUAUGAACUCUCUAAGGACAAUAAAGAAGACCAUCCUUCGGUGCGAAGCUUAAGAAUCUUAAACUCUUUAUUGUCUCAUAGUACAAGAAGCACUCAGCCUAAACUUAUGAGAUCCUUAAGUGCAUCCCUGCUUCUGCACUCCCUGCAGGCUUACUGUCAGUUCUUGGAUAGUUGGUGGUCAACCGGCGAGCUCUCAGACUGGUACGAAGAGUUUCCUUACCAAAGCCAGCGGAUCGAUGGACGAACGGAGUAUACGUUAAGAGAGAUAUGUAUUGAAAAGAAGGAAGAGCUAAAAAGUGAUUUGAUUGAUAUCAUUCAGGGACAUAUCUUUGAGUCCUCUCAGGCUGUGGCAGUUCUCUACGAUACCCGUAAGCUGGGUGAAUUCAACUCCUUGCAUUUCAUCGCUCCCCAGGAGUCUCUACACACUUCAUUGAUGAAAGCAGUUCUCCAGGAAGUGAUUCCUUAUCAAACUGAGUUAUUAGAAGAGAACAGCUAUGUUCCGGAUAUCCUCCAGCAGUUGGAGGCCACUGAACAGAUUACUUUGCGACGGUUGUUCUACUCCUUUUACAUGGAAACUCGACCAGAUCCGCUGAAACCAGUUGGUUGUUCCAUUGAGGCGAUGAUCAGAAACUUUGAGGUCUGUGCCAGCUACACUCCCAUAUCAGAAAUCAUCAUUAAGGAGCUGCAAAGAUUACUUCAACGUAGAAGCCUGGUGGCCAACUCUUAUGUCGCUGACUUGAUUAAUGACCUGCAUAAGAUAGUAAAACACCUACGAUCAGUUUAUCUCCACCUGAACUAUGACCUCUUUCGGAAUGAGUUCAAGAUGCUAUUUAUGUUCCUUGAAAGAAACAAACUCAUGGAGGCAUCUAUUAAGUUAAGGGAGAUAGUGGUUUCCCAGGAUACCCAAUUGGGUUAUCUCUUUCAAGUCCGUUUAUGUGGACCUCAUCCUGACAAUAUCUCUCUAAGGAUCCACUAUGAUCCGCUACUCAAUCGUGUGGUCACUCAGGAUCAAAUAGAGGAGAUGAGCUCUUACUUCCGUCUACUCUUAAACAUGCACUUUUCUCUCUAUCAGCUUAAACAUUUACCUUCUCUUGAUAACAGCAAGCAACAGCAAUUGGUUGAAGCCUUGAAAUCUCUACAGGUUCACCUAAGGUCCAUCAUCAAAGAGCAGCUUUCAAAUCUUGACAAAGCUUUUAAGAGACUACAGAACUUAUAUUCCUACGAAACUGGUUUCAAUGAGUUUACUGUUUUGACAGAAUUAAGACAAAUCCAAGAGGUUUUCAUUUUUCAAAUGAAGGAAAAGUUGCAGAAGGAAUUCGAAGAAGGACGACAUAGUUUUGGCGGGGAAGAGGUCCUUAACAUUAGUACUAUUUUGGUGGCACUAUGGCUGAGGGUCAGUACCCUUAUAGCCGACCAUGACAAGCAGAAAACGAGUAACAUCUGGGAGGUUAAGUACGAGCGGUUGAGCUACCACUACCUGAGGUGCACUCUGAGGAAGUGCAAGGCGAUUGGCUGUUUCCUUGGGCAAGGCUAAUAUGGGAGAAUGUAUUUUACUACUUACCAAUUGGUUUUUGAUUCGACAUUUUGUUUAUUUUUUAUUAUUUAUUAUUUAAAUAAAUAUUUUAAAGUACA
This is a messenger RNA of Drosophila eugracilis, 3082 nucleotides long. RefSeq lists its product as uncharacterized. The transcript has a single exon. The coding region runs from base 75 to 2984 and encodes 969 amino acids. Lineage: Eukaryota; Metazoa; Arthropoda; Insecta; Diptera; Drosophilidae. The record is from RefSeq and is a predicted model, not a curated record.